GGCCCUUAAAAAUGCCAUUAAGUUCGAUUUAUAUUCAUGAUCCAGUUCUUAUUUAAAUCUAUGCCAUUUUCAUAUUUCCGGAUACCAGUUAAAUUUCUAUUUCGAAUCUCCCGCUGCGAAAUUUCAUACCGAUUGGUCGAAAAUGUUCCGGGUGUGAGUGUCCUGCGCAAAAAGUCGACUCCGGUUGUUGCUCUCGUACAAGUUCCCGACACUGAAGAAAACCAGUCCAAGACGAAUGUUUUCAUUCCGAUAUCGGAAUGAUGUUAGUAAAAUAAAGUGGACCUGCCGCUAAACGACCGAGCUGCUCCGUACACCCGUGUUUUCAGUGAGUUUAACGUAAAACAAGUGCAAUAUGAAAACCGAUUUUGACAUGUCUCAGCCUUUUUCCCUAUUCGUUUCUUCGUUGUGCUCGUCCUGUCCCUAAGUGCCGGGAUAGUCCUCCCUUCCGUAAUUUCCUGGAGUGAGUUUACACGGAAGAUCAGUCCAAAAUGGACGACAAGAAGUGCGCGCCGCGAUUCGGCGGUUCCAAAGUCUCGGAAAUCGCCAACAUUUUCCAGAAUCGCGCGCCCAAUCAGAAGGAGGACGUUUUGUUCGUCCCUCUACGGAAAACAACCAAGCUCAACAACAGCUCGUCGGAGAAGCUAGACGUCGAUUCUCCAACGGUUACCGUCAUGAGGACCGAAUCUCACGUGACCAGGUUCAAUAAUGCUCGGGCAAUGUUCGAAAAAUUGGGCUCAGAGGACCAGGCGAAGGUAGUUUCGAGAAUAAUACCUUUGCAGAGCGUCAAGAGCGCGUCCAACGUCUUGGACAGGUCGAGGAGCAGUUCCGCAAACAGUGAGACUAGGGAAACAAAGUCUCAGAGUUCGCGAUCGCCUUCUCCGCCGAAAAACCACGAGAAAUUCAGCCGGAGCACGCCCAUUUUGAAUAACGAGAACGAAAAUAAAAAAUCUAACGGUUUCUCAGGUGGUGAAGCGAUCAGAACCAAUGGCAAUGACGAACGAAGCAAACCGAUGUUGAUGAAGAAGCCAGAAAAGCCCGAGAAACCUGAACGCAAGUUUAACAGUAAAGAGCUCAUCGAACGCCAAAGGAAUUGGACUUCUCACUUCUCGAAAACGCGCGGUUCAAGAUACAAUAGCGAUCCAAAUAAAUCUGAGGUGAAACUGGCUGUGAACAGCCGAGAACCGUCCAGCGAACCUUCGAACAAAUCCGUUUCAGCCGCUGCUACUAGGAGCGCUUCUUUUAACAACGCGCGAAUUAUAAGUCCUCCUACCUCACCUCCUCCAGACCCUCCCAUCCGAACUGAAGCCUCCCGAAGACCUAACGUCACUAGAAAAGAACGUCCAGCUUCGGUCAUUCCUACCACCACCUACACCAGCACUCCUAAUAUUUCCAAAACUAGUCCCACAUCUCCCAAUAACGAAGUGAGUAACAAAAAAGAGAAGCGUUCUAGUUUAAUCCUGACUCCUACGUCAUCGGCGCCGAAGUUUGAGUCUUCUGUGGAAAAGAAGGAGUUUGUGCCGAAGUGUCUGUUUCGGGAGGAGAAGAAUAAUGAUAAUCUUCACAUUCCUGCGCCGAAUUACGUUCCGAAAUCGCCGUUGGAGGAUAAUGACGCGAGCAGGGAGAACCUGUCGGGUACUUCGGGGAGUUUGUCGUCGCUGAGUCCGCCGAGCAGUCCGAGCAAGUUGAGAUCCGAGCAGGAGAAGCAGGAGGAGGAGAGUAACGAGAAGUCGAUAUUAGGAAACCAUGAAAAUCACAAAAACGAAAAUAAGACUGACGAUUCUUUAAUAGUGCCAAAAAGAACAAAAGUUUCUAGUAUCUCACUCAACAUUCCGGCCGCUGGACUAGGUAGUAGGCCUGCCUCUAUUGUUACAACCUCCGAUGAAG
Molecule: messenger RNA, 1884 nt
Organism: Sitophilus oryzae (rice weevil)
Lineage: Eukaryota; Metazoa; Arthropoda; Insecta; Coleoptera; Curculionidae
Product: proteoglycan 4-like
Exons: 3
Biological process (GO): actin filament organization; neuron projection development; calcium-mediated signaling
Cellular component (GO): actin cytoskeleton; cytoplasm; dendrite
Molecular function (GO): actin filament binding
Source: RefSeq, a predicted model, not a curated record